AUGGAUUCAUCUCAUGUUCCAAUCAUCAUAGACCUCCUAUCAUCUGGGAAACUCAAAGAGAGGAAUCAUGGGCUAGACGAAUUGACCACAAUUCUCAAACAGGAACCCGCAAAUUUGCCCUCCAAGUACUUGUACCCCAUCCUGCAAGUUUUGGUGGAUCUCAUUGAACUGGAGAGAACGAAAUAUGAGAGAUUGGCGCUCGAUCAGUCCAAUUCGUCGGAGAGCAAGAUCACUGCUAUAGAAAAUAGACUCUCGUCAGCUGCUUACGUCUUAAGAUUGCUGGUGCAAACCUCCAAUUCGAAGUUCAAAUCAAAGCAUGUCAGAUUCCUAGUUGCAACGUUGCCUAGCUUGAUGGUCGAUGUAGUGACUGGAGAUUUGGCAGCUAGUGUCUCUCUACACUUGCUUUCUUCUUUGGAGAGCUUGAUAGACAGUGAGUGUUUCCGUUUAAAGUUCGAGCCUCACCAGUGGGUUGCGCUGGUUGAAAAACUGUCCAGACUUUUGUCAACACAUUUAGAACACUCCUUGAGCAACAAAAAUAUACAUUGUUUGAUGAAUGUACUCAGCUCUCUUCUUCUGUUGGACUGCACUUGUCUCCCGGAAGUUGAAUCGCACCUCAUAGAGCCUCUAGUCAAGUACUUGAGCAACUCGAAGACCGAGAACGCCGCUGCGAAAGCAGCACUGCAUUUGAUAAACACCUACAUUGUCCAAAGUCAUUUAAUCAACUACUCUAACUGCCUCGAGUUGAUGGAAACUACAAUUCGAUUUUUUGUGAGCAUCAAGAAGUUCAGUACAACGGGCCUCGCUUAUGAGUUUGCCGCUUUUAAUAUUUUUCUCAGCACGCUGGUCAACUCGCCUCUCUAUCUGAAGAUGCAUGCAGGUCACUUACCCACCAGUUUUGAUACCGGUCGGUUUCUUGACAUUUUCGAGGAUUACGUGGCGGCCACAUUGGCUAACUUUGACCCCACAAAGCUUGACUUGAAGGGCUUUCAGUUCAAAAAAACAUCUUCAAGAUCAGAGUGGCUAGAGUUUCAUGAUUUUCAAAUGCGUAACGGCCUUGACGUAGAGCCAUGUGUUGACACUUUGGCCACCGCGCAACUGAUAAACUGCUUCUUUUCCAUUAUUGUUCCGUUAGAAACAGAACAAGGCUUACUUUUUAAAAAAACCAGAAGAGAUGAGUCCAUUGAGUCUCUUCUAAAAGAUGCAAUUGAUGCUGUUGACUUCAUAGCCCGUUGUAUCGAAAGCACACAAGAAAGACUGCAACUUAUUGGUCUACAAUUGUGUGGUUUCUACGCAACUAAUUCAAAUUUACAGCCAUCUGAAUGUGAUCGCCUGGCUGCUCUCGUCUUUCAAAAGUUUGAAACGCCGCGUUUAGAAGGGUGGGUCUGUUUCGCGUUUCUACCUUUGGUGUCGGAUGAAAACUCUCACUUGGAGCCGAACCUGAUCCAAAAAGUAUUUGUACAAUGCCUUUCGCUGAUCAAAUCGCAGGAUUUUUGUCGACUUGCAUGUGCAUUAUUAAAGAAUCUGAUACACUUUCAUGAUCGCGAUUUAGCUUCGGAAAAUUCCAUCGGUCAACAAGUAACCCACUUAUUUGAACUGGCGGAUGUAAAUGGCCCAGCUCUAGUUAAUGACGAAUCUUUCGCGUUCUGGAAGAGCUUGUGUGGACUCGAAUUUUGUUACAAACCUGUAUCGCAAAUGCCACUUUCGGCCAAAAUUGAAUCAUGGCUGAUGUCUAAGUGGGAUCAACUUGACCUCGAGAAGCCAGGUCAACAGAACUUUCAUUAUUUCGCUGCAUGGUUAGCUGGCAAGGAGGUUACAAACUUCGAACUUCACGAGCAAGAGAGCCUCCUUUCUUUGAAACCCAGCAAAUACUAUUCGGCUUGGAAAAAUCUUUCGAAAGAACGCGGAUAUCUUCUCGCUGCUAUCUGUGGCAGACGGCGGUCAAAAGCUUUAAAAGUAUCAACGCGGACUUUGCCCGAGCCCAGCGAGCUUCUUCAACUGUGGUCCAAAUUCACAGCUUUCCCGAGAAAGUCAACCCGAGACAAUACUUUCAAGAUAAGGUGGUGUUGUGAAGCUAUUAAGUUGAGCUUUGAUUUGGUUGGCGAUCAGCGGCUUGCUGACCGUUUAGAAGACCUGAGUGAUCAAAUUGUUGCUAUUGCAAAUAAUAUUGAUGAUCCAUACGCUUUUUUUUCCCAAGGUAUACUCAUUGAAAUAUACCACCUCAAAACAGUCAGCACUCGGGCGCAUAUUUUGUUGUCAAAUUUAGGAAUUCCCAACAUCUUAGAAGAGCUUAGAAAAUUGAUCUUUGAAGAAGCUACUGAGAAUGACACUGAAAACGUUGAUGACUUUGAGAAUUCGCGAGAGCUGAGAUCUCAAAGCUCAACACCAAAGCCUAAUCCAAGGAACUUUGCGGAGUGCGGAGUCUCCAUUUUUGAAAAUGUCUUGAAGCUACUUCCUGUCGAAGGCUCGUCGCUCUUUGGAGUUUCAAACCAGCAAAAGCUUUCUAGUGUUGUGAAGCUUUUGGAUGGGCUUCCUGAAAAGUACAUUAUCAUUUCCGUUCCAUUUAUAUCUCAAUUCCUUAAGGAGCUUGACGCUUCUGAGAUGGACAAACAAUUAUUAGAGCAAUUGACGCAAGUUUUGGCCUCUACACUGUUAAGUGUAAAAUACAAUACUUCCAAUGAAGCAAUCUCCAGCCUGGCAAUGUACUUGGACUCCAUUCGAUGGGUGUGGAUAACGAAUAAGGAUGAUGACCUAAAAGCGGACCUGAAGGAUAUCUUUCAAUGGAUUAUCUCCAAGUUGCAUGAGAAUUUAUUCUGUGGUAUUUCUGCCGUCACCAACAUUUCGAAACUUCUUCUGAAUAUGCUAAGGUUCCAUGACCUGUCUGCUGGAGUGAUCAUGGGUGGUAAACAGAAGGUUUUUGGAGACCUGAUUGCUUGCGUCCGACGAGUGCCGCUUUUUGUGAUAGUAAAGGCGCUCCAAGGAUUCCAGCAUUACUUGGCGCAGAUUAGUUUCAAAAACCAGAGCAUAGUUUUUGCCGAGAUAGCAGACAUCUUCAAGCCAUCGACAAACUCCAUUGAAGUUCCCGCCUUUCAUGCAAUGAUUCUAUCCAAGGUAGAUGCCGCAGCUACUUGCCAGGCCGUGUUGUCGGCCCUUGAAAUGAUGUCCUUUAGAAACGAUCAGCUAACUCUUUUUUAUGGAAAACGCUGCUUUGACACUCUUGCACUCUCUAAUGGAUUGGCUUCCAAGCAAGACCUGUUUCAUUUGUGUCGCUUCGACGUUAUCGAGUAUUGGUACCAGAAAAGUCUCGGUAAUCCGUCAGCAGCAUUUGAUACAUGGCAAAUUCAUGCUUUUGAAUUCGAGUCACUGGACAUCUUCUUGAAGGAAUCUGUGAUGGAGCUGUCCGCCAUUUACUUCUCUCACAAAACUAAGUUAGACUUUUUCAUUAAACGCUUAGGCGAGGUGAACGGGCAAAAGGAGACGGGUCUCCUUGAGAACUGUCUUCAGCUAGCUCUACCGCUUUGCCACGCCAUAGCAAAACGACCGGAUGAACUUGGAAGAUACCUCAGAGAUCAUCUUGGCAAGCGCUACACCAAGCUCGUAGGAGAUCUCUCUCACGAAAUAGCGUACUGGGUACUUCAUUUCACACAGUUAGAUAUUCUCGACGACUUGCGGUCCGCCUUUGAUUUACUCUUUCCUGAUUCUAUGCUGCCGAAAGUACUUCUCGCUGACUCUUCCAUGAAACUCAAAGGUCAUUCCCGUGUGCACAUUGUGGCUUCCGCCUCUCUGAGUCUACUCAAGACGCACUUGAACGCGCACCACUGGGAUCAUCGUGAUCUGAGCACUUUGCUGUCGAGAUUGACGGUAGAUCUGGAGGCAACUGCCGCUGCUCAUUUGAAGAUAAAUGUUCUGAGGCAAAUGAAAUGUCUUCUGGUGCUAGCUGAAAGUUCGCUAAAGAAUUGCACCUUUUUGCCCAGGUUAGUUCGCGUCUUAGCUCAUAACUUCAACCUCAAGGAAUUGCGCACGGAGUUGCAAGGCCUAAUCAACUGCAUUGUGUGCCUCGGCUUGAGCCAGAGCGCGGACGUGGUUGAAAUGUAUUCUGCGGUUUUCUCAUGUUUACUCUCGGACCAGGCAGCUUCUGAUUCAGCACUUAUUGAGUCUUUGGAGCACCACAUAAAAGUCACGGACUCCGGUGCCAUCAAAGAGUAUGCUAAUACAUGGAAAACCUGCUUGAAUAUCCUGAGAGGGGGAAUUCUAGAUGCAACCGUUUACUUAGACGAUGCGCUGCUGAGAAUAGAUUCUCCAUCACAGGAGAGAUUUUUGCUGCUCUCACAAAUAUUUAACUUUCAUGCAGAGCCGAAGCCCCUUCCUAUCGACUUCAAUUAUUCUGUUCAAGUGACCAAUAACUUACUAGCCUUGUCUGAAGUGCAGACCGAAACAACUUCCAACUUCGAUCAAUGGAGAGGUUAUUACGUAGGAGGGUAUUACCUUAAAAAUGCUUCUCUGCCGAAACAACUACGUCCUGUGUCCAUCUUCUCGCGCCAAGAUCCCACCCCGCUUGAUAAUCUAUUGAUGAACGUUUACAACUACCGCGACAGGGUGACUGAGCCUAGAUCUUAUUUCUCUAUCUCUUGUGUUCUUUCGCUAGUCUCAGACACAUUUGGCAGAAGACGUGAUUUAUAUCUUGGUGAAAACGGAUGUUUUGAUGCCGUAAACCAAGAGCGUUUUCCGCUAAGCGAUUGUGAGUUUCGUUUGUUGCCUGAGCUGAAAUAUGCUUUUGUUGUAGCGCGAUAUUCACUAGAUCAUGUCGUUAGUAUGAGUAACCUGUCCUACACUAAAUGGGUAUCAAAGUUGACUAAUGUGUUGAGCCACGAGCUCGAAAGCUUCUUGCCUGGAUUCUGCGGUUUUGUAGCUUUGACUGAGGAAAAACCUGAAUUUGUCGAGGCGCUCUUUUUAGACAUGUUUUUGGUAUUGGAGCGAACUGACUCAAAGAUUGGUUCGACUCUUUUAUCCAUUUUCCUGAAAAGCUCAUGUGCUUGGAAGUCUGAAGCCGAUGUUACAGACUUUAAACCCAAGUCUCUGCUUGCCCUGCGCCUGUUUUCUAUGGUAAGAUCGGAAGCUGUAAAGGGUAACGUGUCGCUGAAGAAGCUCUAUCAAGGACUUGAGCUCAAAGAGUUUUACCGUCUCGCUUCUGCUGUGAAAAUGGUUACGUUGGCUUAUAUGAUCUUCGAAGAAUAUGAAGAUAUCAUUGACUCUUCAAAUGUGUUGGGUAUUCAGACGGUCUUUAAAGCUCUAGGUGACUCUGACUUAAUACAAGCGCUUCCUAUUGAGCCGUCGCUAAAUUAUGCUUUCUCGUCUGUUAGCGAACAUAACGCAAGAAGUAUCAAAAACUUUAUGUUCAACAAUUGCCAAUUUGAUGUGGACAGAGCAAUGGGUAACAGCCCCACCGAGCAUGAACUUAUCAAAAGUAGCAGUUUAAAUGGUUUCAAUGGCUUGGCGGAUUUACUUGGCAACGCGAACACAAAUCUCUUCGCCACCGACAAUCAAGAAGCAUACCAAUGGAGCUUGCGAUUAAAUAAUUGGGAUCUCCCAACGCCCGAACACUACUCUUCCGACUCCGAUGCCAUAUAUGCACUGUCUAAAAAGAUCUACAACGCGCCGUAUAACAUUGUUGGAACCGCGAGAUCACACUUGAGAGAGAUUGUAGCACACUCAGCUCAAUUUCACAGCAAGAAGGAAUGGGCAGGCUCGCUAGCAACCACUUUAUGCGCCGAAUUGUAUAACGAGCACGCCACUGAUCUACCGCGUUUAAAGUCCCUCCUAGAUCAGACAAAACUGUUCGAUAAGAAAUGCAUUGAAAAUGGCUCAUUUUUCGAACACCAAACGCAAAUGAAAGGUCGUCAAGCGAUGCUUGGGCUCUCCAGCAGCAAUUACUCGGCAGUCAGCGAAGUAGCGGGGUUGAAGGUAUGUGAGCUACUCGAAAUAGAGAACUAUGCCUCACGGUCUCGAGAGAACUUUGACUUGCAAGAAUCUCUAACAGCGGCAAUACUACUUGGGAAGAAAGCUGAUUGUCUGAAUUGUUUAACAAAAACUCAAAAGUGGUCUAACUUAGCAAUCUUACAAGGAGCACAGGCCCUUUGGCUGCAAGAAGACCAUCAAAUAGCCAUUUCAAUGCUUGAAAGGCUUUUCCGCGAUUCUCAAAACUAUAAUCCAGGUACCUUAGACGUCCUGGGGGCCUGUGCACAAAUAUCACAGGUCCAGGUGAAGGCUUUGCUAGUCGAGUGGACAUCUCUACUUCGAAAAGAGAACGCACAGACCAUUUAUGCCAAGUACAUUUCAGAGACAGCCAACGAGAUAGCCACGGUUGGCGAAUACAGUGAUCGCGCGGAGAUCUUUUUGAAAUUUGGUGAGUUUUGUUUUCAACAGCUAAAGCGCCUAGAAAGCGACAAAACAGUCAGCGAACGGCAGCGGCGGUCAAAACGUGGCAACAUGGAACUUUCAGGUUUGUUAGAGAUUGUGAGAGACUCGAACUCUAACGAACGAGAUAGAAAAGAAGCGAAAAAACAUUUCAAUAGACUAAAAUUGCAGAUUGAACAGGAUCAAGACAUUUUACUGAACCAAACCAAGCAGCAAAAAUUGUUCGCAUGGAAAUCUGCACAUUUCUAUCUCAGUGCUUUAGUUUAUGGAUCUCAUAUGGAUGAUGAUGUUCUGGACAAGUUUUGUGGCCUGUGGUUCCAGCAUGCUGAAGAUGGGGAACUCAACUCGAAGUUAUACCACGAAAUCAGCUCCAUCCCAAGCUUCAAAUUUCUUCCCUGGAUUAAUCAACUCACCUCCCGCCUCAGUAUCGAUAGUACACCAUUUCAACGUAAUUUGCAAUUGACGUUGAAAAGAGUGAUGUUCAAACUCCCAAACGAAACACUGUACCCGCUUGUUAGUCUCAAGCUCUACAGGAGAGUCCAACCGGUUAACGACCCAAUUAUAUUACUGAAAGUGAAAGCCGUGGAGAAGCUUUUCAAGGAGCUAGAGCGUUAUGACAAUGGCCAAUUUUUGCGAGAGUAUCUAUAUCCCAUUGAGGAAUUCUGCGAGAGAUCCGUUGAUCUCUCAUGUUUGAAAAUACCGAAAGGUAGCCGCACCAUUGAUUUGACGAGUUUGAAGGCUGGAAAAUAUUGGCUCGAGGACAUAAAAUUGAAGGCCUUAUCCCUACCCACCAAUCCAUUUCCUAUAACAUGCUCCGCAGAUGGACGGAAGUUGCGCUCAACCAUUACACACCUUGAUCCGAAUGUGUUUAUAUCCUCCUCGGGGCUAUCGCUGCCAAAAAUUGCAACAUUUUAUCUGUCUGAUGGAUCUAGGCGUAAGGUUCUCAUGAAGGGAAGCAACGACGACUUGAGGCAGGAUUCAAUUAUGGAGCAGGUUUUUAAGCAGGUAAACCAGAUUUUGCUCAAGAACAAGCAGACGAGAGAGCGCAAUUUACGAAUAAGGACUUACGAAGUUGUGCCACUUGGACCACAAGCCGGUCUUAUAGAGUUUGUCCCCGAUUCCGUGUCGCUCCAUGAAGUGCUGAACAAACUGCAUAAGAAUGACGAGCUCUCCUUCGACAAAGCCAGAAAAAUAAUGAAACAAAGCCAAAGCAAGCCGCUCGAUGAGAGAAUCGAAGCCUAUUCUAGCAUUUGCGACUAUAUCAAGCCUCGGCUACGGCAGUUUUUCUUCCAGUCCUUUGAUGACUCUCAGGCCUGGUUGGAUGCGAAAUACGCUUAUACUAAAGCUGUGGUCACUACCUCUAUCGUUGGCUACAUUUUAGGACUGGGGGACAGGCACUUGAAUAAUAUUCUAUUGGACAAGUCAAAUGGCGAGCCUGUACACAUAGACUUAGGCGUGGCUUUUGAUCAGGGAAAGCUUUUGCCCAUACCUGAACUUGUGCCUUUCCGGCUGACAAGAGACAUCGUUGACGGCUUUGGUGUAACAGGCGUCGAGGGAAUAUUUCGCAACAACUGCGAACGGGUUUUCUCAGUACUACACCGUGAGCGUGACAGAGUCAUGAAUGUUUUAAAUGUGCUAAAGUGGGAUCCUUUGUAUUCGUGGGUGGUUUCGCCUCUGCGCAAGAGAAAACUACAGGCACAUAUUUCCGAUGACAGUGAAGAAAUCGAAGUCAACGCCAACGGCACUAGCUCAAAGGAAGAUAACAAUGAGUCUAUGAGGGCUCUUAAAGACGUCCAAAGUAAACUUGAAGGGAAUGGAUUAAGCGUUGAAGCUACGGUGCAAGAUCUUAUUCAGCAAGCAACAGAUGUUGGUAACUUGUCGACUAUUUACAUGGGAUGGUCGCCGUUUUAUUAG
This is a messenger RNA of Lachancea meyersii CBS 8951, 8325 nucleotides long. The record is from the annotation of a GenBank genome assembly. Lineage: Eukaryota; Fungi; Ascomycota; Saccharomycetes; Saccharomycetales; Saccharomycetaceae.